Messenger RNA from Apodemus sylvaticus (European woodmouse), 261 nucleotides. It is a transcript of the gene Krtdap, whose product is annotated as keratinocyte differentiation associated protein. Bases 1 to 261 code for a protein of 86 amino acids. The record is from RefSeq and is a predicted model, not a curated record. The transcript is spliced from 5 exons. Lineage: Eukaryota; Metazoa; Chordata; Mammalia; Rodentia; Muridae. Gene Ontology annotation, cellular component: extracellular region.
AUGAAGAUCCCAAUUCUUCCCGUCGUGGCUCUCCUCUCUCUCCUGGCGUUGCACGCCGCCCAGGGAGCAUCCCUGGGGCAUCCCACGGUAAUCACGCAAGAAGACACCGCCUACCCUUCAGGAACAGAGGCCUUUAAGUCGGAUGACUUCCUGAACUGGCACGCCAUCACUGACAUGUUCAAAAAGGCGCUUCCUUUCAUUAACUGGGAAUUCUUCCCUAAGGUGAAAGGACUGAGAAGCAUAGUUCCUGAUUCCCAGUGA